UCUAAAACUAAAAUUAAAAUGAAAAAGAAAAGAUUAUUAGGCAAAAAAGUUAGAUUACUGGGUAGGAGUAGAACUAUAAUUAAUUAACCCCAAGAUUUUUUUUUGCUCUCAUCUUAUAUUAAUACAUACUUGAAACUUUUUGUUGUUGGGUUUAUUAUAUUUUGAAGAGAUGGGAUGAGGAUGGAUGAUAGAGAAACUUGAGGUUAUUUCUUGUCUGCUUGCCUUUGCCUAUGCAGCAGCAGCCCACUGACUGAGGAGUGAGGGCAUUUCUAUCCUCGCCGUCGUUUUGUCGCCCAAGGCGAUCUGAGCUCCGGUGGAAUUCCGAUCGACCCUUACCUUCGGAAACUCGAAUGACAACGAGUACCGCUUGGACUUGGUUUCCGAUCGUUGUACGGAAAACCAUGAACCCUCUUUAGGUUUGAGCUACUGUUGAUUUGUGGCUUCCCUUAUUCCUUGCCUCGACUACGGAAGAGAGGGUCAAUUUCGAAAAUGAGUGGGAAUGGUGGAUUUAGUAGCCUGGAGUGGGAGUACAUUAGGAGGCAUCACAGGCACGAGCCUGCUGCCAACCAGUGUAGCUCCGUGCUCGUCAAGCACAUCAAAGCCCCUGUUCCCCUUGUUUGGUCCUUGGUGCGAAGAUUUGAUCAACCUCAAAAGUACAAGCCAUUUAUAAGCAGGUGUGUAGUCCAGGGGAAUCUUGAGAUUGGAAGUCUCAGAGAAGUUGAUGUCAAGUCUGGGCUCCCAGCCACCACAAGCACAGAAAGGUUGGAACUCCUUGAUGAUGAUAAACAUAUUCUCAGCAUCAGGAUAGUUGGUGGCGAUCACAGGCUUAGGAACUACUCUUCUAUUAUUUCCCUUCAUCCAGAGAUCAUAGAAGGAAGGCCAGGGACUCUUGUCAUCGAGUCAUUUGUGGUGGACACUCCUGAAGGAAACACAAAGGAUGAGACUUGCUUCGUUGUAGAAACGUUGAUCAAAUGCAAUCUCAAAUCUCUUGCUGACGUAUCAGAGCGGCUUGCUAUUCAGGAUUGGACUGAGCCUAUAGUUUAAGAAAUAAUUCAAAGAUUGAUAUGAAUGGCAAAUGGUGGGGGCAAGAUUUGCUGUGAUAUUACGCACAUGCACCAAGACUUCUGGAUCUUCAAUGUUUCGGAGUCAAACUGGCAGUUGUACUACUCUCUCAUAUACACAUUUCACAAUUACUCCCUUUGCUGGUUCAUUGUCUUUAAAAUUAUAGGCUGCUGUCUUCCGUAGCUGAAGCACCCCAUGCUUUGUAAGGGAAUUCUACACUCAUUCAUGAAUAAGAAGUAUAGAAGUUAUUCUUCUCCGGUUUCCAGUAUUUUGGCUAGGUAGUGUAGGGAUUUAUGGCUGUACACAAAGAGGCAUUACGAGUAUACUGGUUGAUUAUUUUCGUUACUAGUUUCAGGUAGUGAAACUGGACGAACCAUAUCUGGAUUUAAAGUAAUGUCUGUCAAUUGGUGGAUAUUUUACUUUUCACGUAAUGUUGGCUGGAGUAUAUCACCAUGUUUGUAUGUGAUCUGGAAACGAGGGCCAUAUAAUCUUCUGAAAUAUUUGACAUUCCUUUUUUUCCACCUCUAGACAUGCUUAACUGUUGAGAGGAACAUUCUAUUGAUAGAUUUGAGAAGUUUGAGUU
Momordica charantia (bitter melon) is the source of this 1645-nucleotide messenger RNA. RefSeq names its product abscisic acid receptor PYL8. Gene Ontology annotation, cellular component: cytoplasm; nucleus. NCBI's taxonomy places the organism in Eukaryota, Viridiplantae, Streptophyta, Magnoliopsida, Cucurbitales, Cucurbitaceae. The record is from RefSeq and is a predicted model, not a curated record. Gene Ontology annotation, biological process: abscisic acid-activated signaling pathway. Gene Ontology annotation, molecular function: abscisic acid binding; signaling receptor activity; protein phosphatase inhibitor activity.